ACCCUAGAAACCUCUGUUUAGCCAUUGAGAUGCAGGACUCGUUCCAGGUCCACAGAUUACCUCAAUCCAAGUACGUAGACGGAGUUAGAUGGCUUCCACAAGGUUCCGCUUUGAAUCGUUUCUUCGCAGCAGCCUUCUACGACCCCGACAGUGACUCUUCCUCACUCGAGAUCCAAUCUCUCGACCCUAACAAUAACAACCCUUUAGUGGAGCCGUUAUCUUCAUGGACUUCACCUUCUCGCGUUUCUUCACUUGAACUCGCUGGAAACAACGAUGGCUCCUCCUUCAAACCUAUGGUUUCGGCUGCCACGUGUUCCGGUUCUCUCCACGUGGUGGUGGCUGAUCUUGUGGAAGGAGCGGAGAUGGAGGAGGUUUACGCGGUGGAAGGAGAGGGGUUUCACGUGGGACGCGUGGAAGGUGUGGAUUGGAGGGAGGGAGGAGAGUGUGUGACGGUUGGGGAUGAUGGGAGAGUGAAUGUGGUGACGGUUGUGAAUGGGGAAGGGUUGAGAUACAGGAGGGUGUUUGAUGGGAAUGGGAUUGUGGGGUAUAGAGCUGUGAAGUGGGCUUCUCCUAGUGAGUUUGUUACUGGUGGUUAUGGUUUUGGUUUGCAGUUGUGGGAUCAGAGGAAGGGUGGUGAAGCUGUCUCGCAGCUUAAAGGGGACUGGUUUCAAGGAAAAACAUCUGCAGUUGUCCACUCCAUUGACAUUCAUCCAUCCAGAAAGCACACUUGCAUUGCGGGAGGUUCUUCUGGCACUGUUUUUGCUUGGGAUCUCCGUUGGCCAAAGCAACCCAUCGUUCUUUCUGGAGUUGGAGCAAGUGAGAGUACAAACAAUCCUCUCUCUGAAAGUGAGGUAUGGGAAGUUCAAUACGACUCAUACACAAAAUCCAACAUCUCGUCCUCAAGGAUUCUCCCUGUUAUGACCUGCUCUGAAGAUGGAAUCCUUGGUGUCAUCGAGCAAGGGGAAGAACCGAUCGAGCUUCUGGCUGAACCUUGUGCCAUCAACAGUUUUGACAUCGACAGACAGAAUCCACAGGAUGUGAUAUGCAGCUUAGAGUGGGAGUCAAUUGCAAUCUUCUCAAGGCCUUAGUGUACGGACCGGUGCAGGUGGUACAAUAAGUUUUUGGUUUUCUUCUCUGAGCCACAACAAAGAAACUGAGAUUGUGUUCGUUCAUAGGUGGUUGGUGACAAGUUUGAAUGUGUUUAUAUUUUGACUACAACAAGUUGUUAAUUACAAUUUGCACAAACAUAAGUUUGUAUUCUUCUUCAACCUAAGCUUGUGGUCUCAAAGAUUUGCAGUUACUAUUGAAUCUUUCUUUCUCAAUCGCUGUAUCAGUGUG
Eruca vesicaria subsp. sativa (arugula) is the source of this 1338-nucleotide messenger RNA. Lineage: Eukaryota; Viridiplantae; Streptophyta; Magnoliopsida; Brassicales; Brassicaceae. The record is from the annotation of a GenBank genome assembly.